GGUGGUGAUGAUGUUAGUUGUGGCAGAUGCCCGUGUUAUUCGCUCUGAAAGGUCAACUUCAUGCAUACCUCAUGGUCUCAACUCACCGUGUGGACCCAGCUAUAGUGACGCUCCUCGACCGUUCAUGCCUGUUCGACUGUUUCAGGGGACUGAUGUUCUGCCAAUAGUGGAUGACGUUCAAGGCAUUAUUAACCGGCUCAGGGAUCAAUAUGAAAGGAUUCCGUUGCCUGAGAUUUACUCUGAAGAAGUGAUAGGACUGCCUGGACCAGAAGAAAUAUCUACCUCUCAAAACGUGACUAUUGAUUACAUCAUUGUCUCCCACCUGCUCGUGUUUGUCGACAUAGUAUGUACAGACAAUCGAACCCCUUUUGAUAUCGUGCAUUCACACCGACGCGCCCUCUGGGAGGAACUCCGCUUGGGAAUACUCAACCUCCUGUGUAGUAUGCACGUGACAAUGGUUCAGACCCCUCACGUAUCGAAUGAUAUCACUCUUCCAUGUGUCAGAGAAGCUUCUUGUAAUGGGCAACGCUCGAUAUUUGCACGUAACAGACGAAACUUCGUGAUAGCCAGUGCUGUCAGGGACGUGUUUAGUCGCCUCCAGCACAAAUACAAUUACUAACUAGUUCAAUAACUCCAUGGAAACACCAUCAGAUGUCGGAGUUAGUUUUGUAAUUAUUGUAUGGCAAUUGUAUCUUAAUUAUUAUAAUUUCUAUUUUUACCGUACAUUUUACAUUGUUUGUGACGUAUUUUAAUUGAUAUUUUACAUUUUGGUUUACAUUUAACGUUAUCCUGAAAGUAUACCGGGUAUCAUUACUGACUAAUGAAAUUAUUGUUUGUUAGCAAUUUAACAUUUUAACAAAGUAAGGCAAUUGACUACUAUUACUGAGAUACCAACCAAAAGAAAAUUGUUCUUUUACAUAAGUGACAUAUCUGUGCUCAGUCCAAUAUUUUGUAAUUACUUAUGAGCUUUUUUCUACAUUUUCUACACUAGUUUACAAAUCCUGCUCAGUUAUAGGGUUACAUGUAUUUAAACCUUUAGAUUUUACUACUUGAUUUAAAUUAUUGAAAUGAAAGCACGCUUACGCUUUUCAAGGUAUAAUAUGGUUUGUGUCUCAGGUAAAUAAGCGCACCGUGGAAACAAUUUAUUAAAUGGCUUUUAUGCCAGGUAAAUAAGCACACAAGAAUAACAAUGUCUAAUAUGUUUUGUAUUUCAGGUAAUAAAUACAAACGAGAUUUAUAACAUUGUGUUUCGGGUAUAUAAACAACUUUUCUAUAGAAAUAAUCAAUUGGUUUUUUCGAUCGUGAAAUAUGAUUACCCCCUAAAAAGCUUAUGAUGUAA
Pecten maximus is the source of this 1339-nucleotide messenger RNA. RefSeq lists its product as uncharacterized. The record is from RefSeq and is a predicted model, not a curated record. The transcript has 3 exons. Bases 8 to 619 code for a protein of 203 amino acids. NCBI's taxonomy places the organism in Eukaryota, Metazoa, Mollusca, Bivalvia, Pectinida, Pectinidae.